CAAUGCAACACGGCUUAGAAUUUUCUCUCAGCCUGUUUUGGUUCAUAAACCAAUUCAGGCUCCCUGUUGACUUAUCUUCAAUCCUUCAAUAGGAAUCAUUGAUUCAGAGAAUGGAAUUGUUUUGAAGAAACAAAGUUUAAGCAAAUACUGCAAAUCAAUGGGAAAGUUUCAGUGGGAUAAACACCAUGAGUCUUUAAGCCUUUUUCUUUAUCUUGUCAUUUUCUUCUCAUAUCAGCUGCCUUCUUCAGCAUACACGCUUCCAGACAAGUAUUUCAUCAACUGUGGAUCAAACAUCGCCGUAAACGUCAGUUUCCAGACCUUUGUUGGUGACUCGAAUUCUGAUGUUUCAUUUACGAAACAAAACAGCUUUGUCACAGACAACAGGCAGGCAUCAGAAACACCACCUCUGUAUCAAACUGCAAGAGUUUUUCGGAAGCAGUCUUCAUAUGAGUUCAAAAUCAAUACUAAUGGCACUUACCUGGUACGCCUUCAUUUCUCCAACUCAACUGAUGUCUCAGAUGCUAUUUUCAAUGUUUCAGCUUCAGGUUUUCUGCUCUUGCAUGAUUUCACUGUCCAAAAAAUUGGCAGCUCUACUAUAACAAAGGAAUUCAUUUUGAGCAUUCCAAUAGGCAAAUUUUUAAUCUACUUUGUACCGCAAGAAUCUUCUUUCGCAUUCAUCAAUGCCAUCGAGGUCUUUCCGGCCCCUCCAGAUUUCAUUUCUGACGAGCCUACACAGAUUAGUCGGACUGGAAACAGCAAUGAUUACAAAGGCCUGCUCUCUCAAGCAUUACAGACGAUUCAUAGGAUCAAUGUCGGAGGCCCUACACUUACACCAGAUAAUGAUACUUUGUUAAGAACAUGGCUUCCUGAUGAUAGUUAUCUGACCAAUUCAGGCAUUGCAAAGAAUAGUCGAGUUCUCUCAGGUAGGCCUAAUUAUGAUAUUGUUACCGAAUUUAUUGCACCAGAUCUAGUAUACAAGACUUCGAAAGAGAUGGCAUCAAACGACUCCAAUAUAACCUGGUCUUAUGAUGUAACCAGAGAUGCUAGGCACUUGAUUCGGGUUCAUUUCUGCGAUGUUAUUAGUAUAUCACUGAAUAUUUUAAGUUUUUUUCUCUAUAUAAAUAGCAACUUCAGCCUGAACAUUAACCCUUACCAAAAAGUGAAUGAUUUCGCGACUCCAUUUUUCAUGGACUUUGUGGUUGAUUCUGAUGAUUCAGGGUUCAUAACCAUCUCCAUAGGGCCUGAUAGUAAUUCUUUUUAUCAAAAUGCUUUUCUAAAUGGCGUUGAGAUAAUGGAAAUGAUGGGGAAAUCUGAUUUGGUCCCUGUAACACAUAAGUCCAACAAUAUGUAUCCCUUCAUUAUUGUUGGUGUGGUCCUCGGAGGUCUUGUUCUUAUCUGCAUCUUUGGAGGUCUGUUGUUUAUUGGAUUGAGACGUAGAAAGUCAAAACAUGUUGAAACUUCAGAAUGGUCACCCUUACCUAUAUUUAAAGGAAGUUCUCAUGGUAAUUCUAAGACACCAAGCAGAGAGGGAACCAUUACUGUUUCCCCUGUGCCUAACUUGAACCUUGGUUUAAGGAUACCAUUAGACGAGAUUCAGUUGGCAACAAACAACUUCGACAAGAAGUUGCAGAUUGGUAAGGGUGGAUUUGGGACUGUCUAUCAAGGGACUCUCCGGAAUGGCUUCAAAGUGGCUGUGAAACGAAGCCAGCCAGGGUCAGGUCAAGGUCUACCGGAAUUUCAGACGGAGAUCAUGGUUUUAUCAAAAAUUCGACAUCGCCAUCUUGUUUCCUUGAUCGGAUAUUGUGAUGAAAGACUUGAGAUGAUACUUGUGUAUGAGUUAAUGGAGAAAGGAACUUUGAGGGAUCACCUAUAUAACGCAAAACUACCUUGCUUGUCUUGGAAGCAAAGGCUCGAUAUUUGCAUUGGUGCCGCAAGAGGACUUCAUUACCUUCACAAAGGUGCAUCUGGGGGCAUCAUUCACCGUGAUGUCAAGUCGACAAACAUCUUGCUCGAUGAGAAUCUUGUAGCCAAAGUAGCUGACUUUGGCCUUUCAAGAUCUGGUCCUCCGGAUCAAUCCCAUGUUAGCACAGGCAUUAAAGGAACUUUUGGUUAUCUUGAUCCUGAGUACUUUAAAACACAACAGCUGACAGAAAAAUCUGAUGUUUAUUCGUUCGGAGUGGUUCUUCUUGAGGUGCUUUGUGCAAGGCCGGCUAUCAAUCCUGCACUCCCAAGAGAGCAAGUGAACCUAGCAGAAUGGGGAAUGCGUUGCAAGGAUAAAGGAUUGCUUGAUCAGAUUGUGGAUCCAUCCAUAAGAGAUCAGAUCAAUCCCAACUCAUUAAGAAAAUUUGCAGAGACAACAGAGAAAUGUUUGCAAGAAGAUGCCUGUGAUAGGCCUGGCAUGGGUGAUGUAGCAUGGGACUUGGAGUAUGCGUUACAGCUCCAGCAAACAGCAGUUGUCCAAGAGCCACACGAGGACAGCGCAUCAAAUGCUUCCGGUAUGCUAUCAUCGCAUGUUUUUCAGCGUUUACCUUCCACAAAUAUCGAAUUUGAGGGAGAUGAUAUGUCUAUCAUAAACGAGGAUGAAUCUGACUCAGUCCCAUCGGCAAGUGGAGUUUUCUCCCAAUUGAAAAUGGAUGAAGCUAGAUAAAUCAUUUGGUUUAUAAAGAAAAGUUUCCCGGUGUAAUGUUUUUUGUUUUACCCUAUGUUUCACAUCUGGAAUUAAAUUUGGCACUGCUAUCAUAAGCAAGACAUUUCAAUUACAGUGUUUGAACUGCAAGAUGUAUAAUAUAACAAUAUAACAACCAUUUUCAAGA
Messenger RNA from Gossypium arboreum, 2813 nucleotides. Its product is annotated as probable receptor-like protein kinase At5g24010. Lineage: Eukaryota; Viridiplantae; Streptophyta; Magnoliopsida; Malvales; Malvaceae. Gene Ontology annotation, molecular function: transmembrane receptor protein tyrosine kinase activity; ATP binding. Gene Ontology annotation, cellular component: plasmodesma; plasma membrane. The record is from RefSeq and is a predicted model, not a curated record. The transcript has a single exon. Bases 158 to 2647 code for a protein of 829 amino acids. Gene Ontology annotation, biological process: protein autophosphorylation.